CUGCAGGAGCAGUUUGACUUCGAGGCAUCCUUAUACACACCAACUGAUGAUAACUAUGGCCAAACCAGCAAAAAACUGAAAGUUGAGCCUAGCAGCAACAAUGUCAUUCUAUUUACAUCCAUCUGUUGCCCCCAAGAGACCAAUGUCAAUUGUGGAUGAGUCGUGGGAGGUGUUUGACCCAAGUCUACGUGAGGGCCAUGUUUCUGGAGUUCGAUGACACGUUCUUCUGGGGAAAGCUCAGUGGUGUGGAAGUCAAAUGGAGCCCCCGAAUGACACUGUAAGUCUGAACGAUUCACAUUGUUGUAUCAACCAUCUGAUAUGAAAAAUGUGUUUAUGAUUAUAUCUCAUACAUUAGAAUAAUGGCUGCCCAUCAACUUUCAGAAUGUAAAGCGUGUGGGAACUUUGGCUGUCAUGGCUAUAACUGGUCCAUGUGAUUGCUUUCCUGUGGUUAAUUUUCCAUUAUUCAAUACCUGUCUCGUCAUACAAUCUUCAAUUGUAGGUGUGCAGGUGUGUUCUUACGAAGGACGAGGUGGACUGUGUUCUAUUUGACUUAGUGAGCCUUUACUGAAACUUAGACCCCGUCGGGAUCUUGUACAGGUACUUUGACUAACCAACCUGAAACUUCUCAAAUUGAUGGCAAUUGUAUAAGAUAUAACAUAAGCAAUGUAGCUGAUGUAAUUUCUUCAGUAUAGCAUAACAUGAAAAUACCCUGUUAUUCCAGACACUUCUGCAUGAGAUGAUCCAUGCACUGCUCUUCGUGACUCAAAACAACAGAGAUCAUGAUGGGAAUGGGCCUGAGUUCUGCAAGCACAUGGACAGAAUCAACCAAGCCACUGGAACUAAAAUCACAGUAAGUUCUGCUCAGUGUCCCCACAAUGUCAACUGUGAAAGUGUACUUUGUGUUAAUGUCUCUGAUUCCAGAAUCAACUGUGUUCCACCAGGUCUAUCACACUUUCCAUGAUGAAGUAGAUCUCUACCGUCAGUACUGGUGGCGGUGUGAGAGGCCCUGUCAGACUCGCAAGCCCUACUUUGGAUAUGUGAAGAGGGCAAUGUACCGUGCCCCCUCAGCCCAAGACACAUGGUGGGGGGAUCACCUGCGCUCCUGUGGGGGCACCUAUACAAAGGUCAAGGAGCCAGAGGGUUAUGGAAAGAAAGGCAGGAAGACAGACAACAGCGAAAGCAAGAUAGACACCAGCAAAGACAAGAAGCCUACAGACAAGCCCACAAGCAAGAGCAAGGCUUCCAGCACAUCUACUGCAGGUAAUACAUGUCUCUUUCUCAUCUAAUGAAUGCUGAGAGUAGUAAUAUUAUUUACAAUUCAAAAUAUGGCUUAGUGAAUGUGUCUUCUUGAAUCUACAUUUGAUUUCCUAUGCUUUGGUCUCAGGCUCUGGUUUACAGGAUAUAAGGAAUAUCAUUCCAUUCAGUAGCAAAGGCUUUUUGCUUGGAGAGAGUUCACCAUCAUCAACUCAGAAAUCUCUUGUCAACAGUCCCACAAAACCCCUCACUACUCCUGUGUCUCCCAGACUUGUGCUGUCUCCUCCAGCUCAGGUGACAGCUAACGGAAUCAACUGAUUAUCCCACAGAAAAGGGGAGCACCACAACCUCCAUAGCAGGGGGAGCCCAUGGUCCCUUCAGAGGACAGAAACCCCCUAUUAAAAAA
Coregonus sp. 'balchen' is the source of this 1660-nucleotide messenger RNA. Lineage: Eukaryota; Metazoa; Chordata; Actinopteri; Salmoniformes; Salmonidae. The record is from the annotation of a GenBank genome assembly.